CCACCAUUCUCAUACCUCAACAUAUCUCCUCUCUUUCUUCUGUAUGGUUCACAGAUAAAAGUUAGCCAAGGGUCCUGGCCCUUUAAUUUGUUAACUAAGUAAAGUGCACGAUACUUUAAAUACUAUGGGUCAUCACUCUUGCUGCAACAAGCAGAAGGUGAGGAGAGGGCUGUGGUCACCAGAGGAGGAUGAGAAGCUGAUAAAGUACGUUUCGGCCUUUGGCCAUGGCUGCUGGAGCUCCGUCCCUAAACAAGCUGGGCUGCAAAGAUGUGGGAAGAGCUGUAGGCUGAGGUGGAUCAAUUAUCUGAGGCCUGACUUGAAGAGAGGAAGCUUCUCUCCCCAGGAGGAGGCCCUCAUCAUAGAGCUCCACAGCGUGCUCGGAAACAGAUGGGCUCAAAUAGCCAAGCACUUACCAGGGAGAACAGAUAAUGAAGUGAAGAACUUCUGGAACUCCACCAUCAAGAAGAAACUCAUCAUCUCUCAUUCUCAUCAUCAUGCCAUGGACGCCCGUCGUGCCCUCAUCACCGCUGCUCUCGGCCCUCACGAUCAUCAUCAUCACGUCGCGAACCAAUCCGCUUCCUCUUCUCCCGAGGAAAUGUUAAUGCUACCGACGCCGAACACGUUAUACCCAAAUAACGGCAUGCUAUAUCCCAGCCAAGAUGGUCAUGGCAACCUUUACCUCCCUGCAAUCGAUCAUGCGUCAUCCAUGCCCCAUGGCCAUGGCAUGCUCGUUUACAACGUGGAUAGGCACAGCCAUGCUCUUCCCUCACUAUCUUCAUGGCCUUUAGAACCUCAUCAUCCUAAACUAAACCAUACCGACGAAACAAUUCCCUUGGAUGCCGAUAAGAAGACUGAGACGACAUACAAUCAAACGGUCGACGCUCAAGAGCAUGAUGCUCUUCCAAACUUGACAGCAAUGCUACAAGAUAAUGAUCCGAGCUCAACAUUUUCAUGUUUCUCUCUCAAUCCGCAAGGAUCGCCUAACAAUACAAUUGGCUACAUCAACAUGGACGCGCUCAUGAGAUCAGCCUCGUCUUCUAGUGUGACAUACGACAAUAACCUUGCCAUCAAUCCUAGCCUGCAUUCAGAAUGGCUUGCUUAAUUAGCUAGGUUGAUUUUACUUAAUUAAUUAAGUGUUAGCAUGCAUUAUAAUUUUUUCUUUUUUUUAAACUUCCUUUGCUAGGGUGUGGAGUAUUAUUAAUUAUGGGGUAUAUACAUGGGGGGCGGGGGAUUAAAGCUGAUGAGAAUAAUGGAUGGUUGCAACUUGAUUUCGGUUCAAUAUUGAGCUAUUAAUUUAGCAUGUA
Asparagus officinalis (garden asparagus) is the source of this 1304-nucleotide messenger RNA. RefSeq names its product transcription factor MYB26-like. NCBI's taxonomy places the organism in Eukaryota, Viridiplantae, Streptophyta, Magnoliopsida, Asparagales, Asparagaceae. The record is from RefSeq and is a predicted model, not a curated record. The transcript is spliced from 3 exons. The coding region runs from base 125 to 1102 and encodes 325 amino acids.